UCUGAGGAAACCACAAGAAAAAUGAGCGAAGUGGCCGUGGCUUGUGCAAAGACCGCCAGAAAGGACAAGAAUCUCAAAGACGAAAAAGUAUCGGCGACCUUGUGUUUCGAUUUAACUUUAGACCAUCCAUAUCCACAUCUUAUAAAAAUAAUUCGAGAACUUGAAGGUGAAAUAGAAAUUCGCAAAGCGAUUGCGGGUAAAGCUUGGUCAAUAAUUAAUGAUAGCGCUGCGAUUUUCAUUGCAUCAAAGGUAGCUAAUGUUCAAUUAAAUGAGAUAACUAAACAAGGGACUUUAUGGUGGAGGGUUGCUCAGAUCGAUGUUUACGAAGUAUCAGAUGAAAUAUUACGUCUUUAUCAGAUUCGUAAACCGAAACUGAACGGUGAAUCAAAACAUCCUCUUGAGGAUGCUGAAAUUGUUGUAGAAAAUCCUUAUGAGGAUCUUUCAGAGAAUUGUACACCACAGAUAGGGCAGCAAAGUCAAAGUCCUGAUGUACAAAUUGAAGAAACUCCUAAUAAUGAAACACCGACAGAACAUGAUGAUGAGAUGGAAGAUGGCCAAAUUUUAGAUGAAGUAACAAUUAAUGGAACAGAUCAGCACAUGGGAAAUGCGGAACCAAACGGGAACACAGGGAUGAUCUUGGAUUCCAAUGACGAAGAUCAACCUUUAAACUGA
Molecule: messenger RNA, 672 nt
Organism: Racocetra fulgida
Lineage: Eukaryota; Fungi; Glomeromycota; Glomeromycetes; Diversisporales; Gigasporaceae
Source: the annotation of a GenBank genome assembly